ACCUUUCCUACCCGUCCAUCCUAAUUCGAGGAAGCCGGCUUGGGUGUCGGUGGAUGGGAGCUCGUCGGUGGUUUUGCUGCUUCCCGAAGGAAACGUUCACUCAUCGUCCUCACAGCUCGCCGUCGUCCGAUCAACUGUCGCAUCCCACGUCUUCCGCUCCCCCCGCUGCUCCUCCCUUCGUUAGCGUCCCAACGGCAGCGGCGGGGGUGACGAAGGAAAUGGGCGCAAAACUGCCUUACGCCCACGUCGAUGCGCGCUUACGAGCCCUAGCCGGACAGGCCGAGGGCUUCGGCCGCCACGCCAUCGGAGGCCUCCAUGGACCCAUCUAUCAUGUCACCUCCUUGGCUGAUGAUGGCCCUGGCUCGCUUCGUGAGGCAUGCCGCAUAAGAGAACCACUCUGGAUCAUUUUUGAGAUUUCAGGAACCAUCCAUCUUUCUUCGUACUUGAGGGUAUCCUCCUAUAAGACAAUUGAUGGUCGAGGACAGAGGAUAAAGUUGACUGGCAAAGGUUUGCAGCUGAAAGAGUGUGAACAUAUAAUCAUAUGCAAUCUGGAGUUUGAAGGUGGUAGAGGACAUGAUGUUGAUGGUAUUCAGAUAAAACCCAAGUCAAGGCAUAUUUGGAUAGAUCGCUGCAGCCUGCGUGAUUAUGACGAUGGACUUAUUGAUAUCACUCGUGAAAGCACUGAUGUCACUGUUUCAAGAUGUCACUUCGCAAUGCAUGACAAAACAAUGCUUAUCGGAGCAGAUAGUAGCCACAUCACAGAUAGAUGUAUCCGUGUUACCAUUCAUCACUGUUUCUUUGAUGGAACAAGGCAGCGGCAUCCUCGACUUAGAUUUGGCAGAGUCCACCUUUAUAACAACUACACAAGAAAUUGGGGCAUAUAUGCUGUUUGUGCCAGUGUAGAAGCACAGAUCCUUUCUCAAUGCAACAUUUAUGAAGCAGGCCAGAAGAAGGUGGUUUUCAAGUACAUGCCUGAGAAGGCGGCAGACAGAGAAGAGGUCGCAUCAGGGUGGAUAAGGUCUGAAGGUGAUUUGUUUAUGAAUGGUGCCCAGCCUUGUUUGAUACAAGGUGCCGGUGUUGAAAGCGUUUUCAAUGCCUUGGAACACUACCCAACAUGGACCAUGGAGCCAGCAUCUGUGGCUCUCAAAGAGGUUCUCCAGUUAUGUUCAGGAUGGCAAGCAUUACAAAGACCAGCAGAUUGGUAGUACUGCCGAAGGUGAUUUUGUCUGAAUUAUUCAACCUAGUUUGUUUCGACCGAAUCCAAGUCAAUUUGCUUCCAGAGUUUGUGUCGCAGUCAUUGGUUAUAAAUAAAUGGUGAAGACGAAGACACAUGUUGAUCUCAAGACCCAUAUCCAUAUCAACAUCAGAAAGUCUUUACAACCAAAUUAAUUAGUGCCUUUAAAUAAUAAUAAAAAAUUGUACGUUGAUUCUGCUUUUUAUACCCUUGACCUUUUUGUUGUCUUGGAUGCAUUAUAAAUUCUUGUCAAGCUACCUUAACUUAGAAGUGGAGGUUUAAUUGUUUU
Messenger RNA from Musa acuminata subsp. malaccensis (wild Malaysian banana), 1523 nucleotides. RefSeq names its product probable pectate lyase 4. NCBI's taxonomy places the organism in Eukaryota, Viridiplantae, Streptophyta, Magnoliopsida, Zingiberales, Musaceae. The record is from RefSeq and is a predicted model, not a curated record. Gene Ontology annotation, molecular function: pectate lyase activity.